UUUUCUCCCAACCUGUGUGUUUUUAGCUCCUGUGUUUGCUACGUGUUAGUUAUGCCUCAGAUUACACAUUUCUGUUCCCACACCCCUGGACACCUUUAGUUGCAUUUUGGUUUUGUUUUAUAGGGACACAGACUAGUUGUGGUGUGUUUCCACACUCAGUCGGAGGUUUGGUGUGAGCCGUUUUCAUUUUCGUCGCCCCCAUCCUUUUGGUUUCGCCCAGACUGGCCCGAACAUCAGCUCCUCAGGCUUUAUCCCUCUACUGCUGCUGACGACGACGACGACGAGGAGGCGGCGGAGGAUGAUGAUGAGGAUGAAGAUGAUGGUGUGCAGCUCUGAAUGAAUCCUCAGUCCUUGUUGACUUUCGACAGUCGGAUUUCUGGAACGAAUAUGGAUGGUUUAUUGUUGCUGUGGAUACUGCCGGCGGUAUGGGCUGUGGAAGAAAUACUAAUGGAUUCAACUACAGCAACAGCAGAACUGGGCUGGACAAUCAACCCGUCACAAGGGUGGGAAGAAGUAAGCGGCUAUGAUGAAAGUAUGAACACCAUCCGAACAUACCAGGUGUGCAAUGUCUUUGACAGCAGCCAGAACAACUGGGUACGCACCAAACACAUCCACCGCCGUGGUGCUCAGCGCAUCCACGUCCAGAUGAAGUUCUCAGUGCGUGACUGCAGCUCUAUACCCAAUGUUCCUGGCUCCUGCAAGGAGACCUUCAACCUAUACUACUUUGAGUCUGACACAGACACGGCUACAAAAUCAUCCCCAGCCUGGAUGGAGAACCCCUGGGUUAAAGUGGACACUAUAGCAGCUGAUGAGAGUUUCUCCCAGGUCGAUCUUGGUGGUCGCAUCAUGAAGAUCAACAGUGAAGUGCGUAGUUUUGGACCUGUUUCUCGCAAUGGCUUCUACCUCGGUUUCCAGGAUUACGGCGCCUGCAUGUCACUCAUCGCUGUUCGAGUCUUCUACAGGAAAUGUCCCAAAGUGAUCCAGAAUGGCGCCGUCUUUCAAGAGACUCUGUCUGGAGCAGAGAGCACCUCACUGGUAGCAGCCAGAGGGGUGUGUGUUCCCAAUGGGGAGGAGGUGGAUGUACCCAUUAAGCUGUACUGUAAUGGGGAUGGGGAGUGGAUGGUACCCAUUGGGCGCUGCAUGUGCAAAGCUGGGUAUGAGGCGGUGGACAAUGGUACCGUCUGCAGAGGUUGUGUCUCAGGAUUCUUUAAGGCUGCACAGGGAGACCACAGAUGUCUGCAGUGUCCCAUUAACAGUCGAACCACCAGUGACGGAGCAACUAACUGUGUCUGUCGGAACAACUUCUACCGUUCUGACUCGGAUCCUCUACAGAUGCCCUGUACCACUGUUCCAUCCGCUCCAAAAAAUGUCAUCUCCAUAGUGAAUGAGACGUCUUUGAGGCUGGAGUGGAGCCCGCCACAGGAGGCUGGUGGCAGAGAAGAUGUUGUCUACAACAUCAUAUGUAAGAGCUGUGGCAGCGGCCGGGGUGGCUGCACCCGCUGUGGAGACAACGUGCAGUUUGUUCCACGUCAGCUGGGACUGACUGACACGUCCGUCCACAUCAACGACCUGCUGGCCCAUACACAGUACACGUUCGAAAUACAAGCUGUCAACGGAGUGUCUGACCAGAGUCCUUAUUCCCCACAGUACACAUAUGUCAACAUCACCACCAACCAGGCUGCACCAUCAGCAGUGUCCAUUAUCCACCAGGUCAGCAGGACCACUAACAGCAUAACACUGUCCUGGUCCCAGCCUGAUCAGCCCAAUGGAGUGAUCCUCGACUAUGAACUGCAGUACUAUGAGAAGAACCAGGCAGAGUGGAACUCAUCCCUAACAAGGAGUCAGACCAACAAUGCAGUCAUACGGAACUUGAAGCCUGGAACUAUCUACAUCUUUCAGGUCCGAGCUCGGACUGUUGCUGGAUUUGGACGCUUUAGUGGCAAAAUGCACUUCCAAACGAUGACUGAAGAGGAAUAUAACUUCAGCAUCCAGGAGAAGCUCCCUCUCAUAAUAGGAUCAGCUGUUGCAGGGGUUGUUUUCAUCAUUGCUGUCACUGUCUUCAUAAUCGUCUGCCACAGGAGAAGUUCAGACAGACCUGAAUCAGAGUACACAGACAAACUCCAACAUUACACCAGUGGCCACAUGUCACCCGGAAUGAAGAUAUACAUUGACCCCUUCACAUAUGAGGACCCGAAUGAAGCCGUCAGAGAGUUUGCCAAGGAGAUCGACAUUUCCUGUGUCAAGAUUGAACAAGUGAUUGGUGCAGGAGAGUUUGGGGAGGUGUGUAGUGGAAACUUCCGUCAGCCUGGGAAGAGAGAGAUCCUGGUGGCUAUUAAGACUCUAAAGGCAGGCUACACUGAACGCCAGAGACGGGACUUCCUGAGUGAGGCGUCGAUCAUGGGCCAGUUCGACCAUCCCAACAUCAUCCAUCUGGAGGGGGUGGUGACCAAGAGCAGCCCUGUGAUGAUCAUUACUGAGUUCAUGGAGAAUGGAUCCCUCGAUUCCUUCCUCAGGCAAAAUGACGGGCAGUUCACAGUGAUCCAGCUGGUGGGAAUGCUGAGAGGCAUUGCAGCGGGAAUGAAAUACCUGUGUGACAUGAACUACGUCCAUCGAGAUCUGGCAGCCAGGAACAUCCUGGUCAACAGCAACUUGGUGUGCAAAGUGUCUGAUUUCGGUCUGUCACGCUUCCUUGAGGAUGAUACUUCAGACCCCACGUAUACCAGCGCUCUGGGAGGAAAGAUCCCUAUUCGGUGGACAGCUCCAGAGGCCAUUCAGUACAGGAAGUUCACCUGCUCCAGUGAUUGUUGGAGCUAUGGCAUCGUGAUGUGGGAGGUGAUGUCAUAUGGCGAGAGGCCCUACUGGGACAUGAGCAAUCAAGAUGUUAUCAAUGCCAUAGAGCAGGACUACAGGUUGCCACCCCCAAUGGACUGUCCCAGUGCACUGCAUCAGCUGAUGCUGGACUGCUGGCAGAAAGAUCGGAACAACCGGCCCAAGUUCAGUCAGAUUGUCAGCACCUUGGACAAGAUGAUCCGCAACCCCAACAGCCUGAAGGCCACAACGCCACUGUCAUCGAGCGUUCACUUACCUCUGCUCGAUCGCAACACUCCAGACUUCUCGUCCUUCAGCACAGUGGACGAGUGGCUGGACGCCAUCAAGAUGGGCCAGUACAAGGACAACUUUGUCAAUGAGGGCUUCAUCAACUUUGAUUUGGUGUCUCAAAUGACCACUGAGGACAUCCUCAGAGUGGGAGUGACAUUAGCCGGGCACCAGAAGAAGAUUCUCAACAGCAUCCAGUCCAUGAGGGCCCAGAUGAACCAGAUCACCUCAGUAGAGGUGUGACUGCACGUGGGCUCUGUUUACUGUAGGAAACCCAGCGUUCUCCUGGAGCCUCGAGCGGAGCCAAUGACCCACACACAGACUGGGACUCCAAUCAAACCUUCUCCAGAACAUCUCCAGAAGGUUCUGUCAGUCUGCAGCACAUCACCGGUGUUCACCACUUUUCACUCGGGCUUUUGAUGUUGUCGUUUUAUCACAGCCAGUCUUCGAGCUGCUCAGUCUAUAAAUGGGACCACUUGUUUUUUCAUUUAUUCUAUUAAAUGGUAACACACUUGAAUUCACAACCACCCACAUCAAACAUUCAGUCAGAAACCAGUUUCUAAAGUCUCCCUUGCAGUUGGAUUUUGUACCAGACUCUCUGUUUAAAAACAAUGAAAGUAAAACACGGCACAGGAUAAUGACACGAAAGCGAAACAUUCCUCACUGGUCGGACCGGUUGUCUUCACUCUGUCACACAGUCAUAUUGGUAUUCUAGAUUUUCUACUGGGAGGCACCAUGCACAGUGGUAGAGCCUUGACUUGUUUAGUUGUUUAAAAACUAAAAUAGAUAGUGACUUACCUAUUUUACAAUGACCUCAAUACAAAAAUGUAAAAAUUAACCCUAACUCAAAAUCCAUAUCUUUCUACAAUAUGGGACCUUUAAAACGAUAGACAUUCAAUUUACUUGCACUUUGCCCCUUUUUUCUAUAUAUCAGUGUCAUUGGCACUGGCUGAAUCCACUCAGUGUUCCCAGUAUGGAUCCACAGGAAAUGCUGCGCACAAACACAAACACACACCACUUCAUGUUUCUGAUGUGAAAGAAACAAGCCAUGCACCUAGUCUGACGACUCGCUCUUCUUCUUCUGCUGUAUUUCAGACAGGGUAGGUGCUGGGGUUGAGUUCGCUGCCGCCAGUUUUUGAUAAAUGUUAAGAUUUGUAAUAGAAUAUCUAAAUCAUAAAAUCACUUGUAAAUGGAUUUUGAGCUUGUAAAGUGAUGCUCACAAAUACCUCCACCAAAUCAACACUUAUAAAACGAUGGGAGAUGUUGUGCAGGCCCUAACCCUAACCACGACACAGGUGGUUUGCAUACAUUAACAGCAUGUGAGUUUUUGACCAUUAUAUUUCUGACCUGCAGUGGACUUGAAGGUAACAGAGCCACCUUGUCCAACCAGUUUUACACAUCGUUACCUGUGCACAGACGUUCACAAAACACCUAUGUCUUGUAUGAGCUCACUUCUGAUACUACUAAGAUACUACUUUUAUAUAUAUAUACUUAUUUUUAUAGCUAUAUAUACUAAUUAUACCCUAGUUUGAACUCAUUCACUUGCCAUUCCCAGUAGUAAUCAGUGGUGCUGCCAAGCCCCCCAGGACAGGAAUCUUGAUAAUUAUAGCUUUAACUCAACAAAUCACAUCCAACACAUUCAAUCAUAUUCAACCAAUUAGUGUCUGAUGGUCAUUGUGACGUCACUGUCCCAUUUGUUGUGAGUCAAGAUUUAGAUACAAUAUGUUGCAAUCUUAGCUGUCUCAGUGUUGAUGGGAUGUUUUACAGGCAGGCCGUUUCCAGGUUACCCUAUAAACACAGUUGUCAUCUCACACAUUUUAAUAUGCUUUGUUUUAUUUUUGGUCAUUGUGAAAAUUGUGCUUAUUACAAUUAUCCAACAGUGCCCCAAAGACCAAAGUUUCCUCGUUGCACAAAUAUUUAAUAUGUUGUUCAACAGGCUACACAGAAAUACAUUGCAACCACCAAAGAUAAAACAUGUCAGUUAUCUGUAUCUCACGUGAUGCUCAUGUGUUUAUUUGCUGAUAAGAGGCUGAACGUCUCUGUUGAAUCAUUCUGUGGCUCAGGAGGUGGAGUCGGUCGUCCACUAACCGAAGGUCUGUGGUUCAAUCCCUCUUCCCCCAGUCCGCCUGCCGAUGUGUCCUUAGGCAAAGCACUUAUCCCUAAAUGUCCCCCUGGCGGCUCUUCUGGCACCGUGAAAUGUGACAGCAGGUAAACAGCAGCGCUGUGUGUAUGUGUGUGAACGGGUGAAUGUGGCUUGGUCUUUGAGACUAGAAAAGACCAAGAAAAGGCUAAGUGUCUUGCCCAAGGACACAUCGGCAUGCGGACUGGGGGAAGCUCUACCUCCUGAGCUACAGCCGCCCAAUCUGGAACAACCACAGCAACCUACAAAAAACCUACAUCUGCAUCUGGGACUUCACCGGUAUUUAGACGACUGUUCUCAGAAUUACAAGUUCUGUAACUGAAAAAAACCCCAUCUCUUUCGUUCAUAAUUUAGGUCUGGUCUCAUUCUAAACAUGAGAUGUAAGCAGGUUCAGUCAGUGAACAGUUCAGAUAUAUUCAUGUGUCUGUCCUGUUUCUUUUUCUUCUCUUUGUGAAUUUAUUGUCCCUCUAUCAAGUUUUAAAACAAGCAGUGACAUCUGAAUCGAUUUUGGAUUCUGGGUGCUGUUCAGCAAUUUAAAGAGCAACUCUGGUUUGAAGGGUCCAACUGGGAGGCAGGUGAACAUAUCCACACCGUUGGAUGUGAUCAGACGCUCUCUGUCCCACUUGUGACCACGUCCAGCUGUAAUGUGUCAUUGCACAGAUGUAUAGUUGCUAGUACGAGCAUGAAUUUACAGAAGCCAGGGUUUAGUUUGUCUGAACACGAGCAGGUAGUGCAGCAUUAUGAUUCAUGAUGUACUCGUCGUCAUUUCUGAGUCAGACGAGGGCCCAAAGCUAGUGUUCAUCAUGUUCUAUGAACUAAACAUAUUAGUUCAAUCAGUUUCCCCUGCCUACUGUACCAGCAUGAGUGUCUUCUGAUGGUAUUGUUUGCUGGUUCCUCCUGAAACCCUCACACAUCAGUGUUACAGAAGCUGUACUCACAUGGACGGUUGUGGUGUGGGCAGCCAAGCCUGCUGGGUCAGGGUCAAAAGUCUCACAGGCGGGUUCAUUAUGUGAACUACGUUUUUCUUUUCAGGACAGUCGUCUCAAAAAGAGGCUUUCAUGACCUCUUUCCAAACAAGUGGGCGUUUCCGUGGCGACACCACCUCUCUGUGUGCAUUUUGCCUCUAUGGUUUCAAAUGAUCCAGCCGAGGGGAUGUGCUGAGUUCCUCUUUCGGUGGUGAUUCUGAAUGGAACAUAGAAACAAUUGACUCUCAGAACUCUAUUUUGUUGAUUUUUAACGAAAUUGGAAUUUUGAUAAAACUGUGCUUUUUAUAAAUGUUAUGCAGUUAGGACAAUUAUUAAUACUUCACAGUGUGGAAACUUGAAUCCUCAUCUUGUGUCAUGUGAUGUCUUUUGUUUGGUAUUUUGGGACAUUUGGCGUUUGAAUAUUCUACUGUACCGGCACAAAGCACAGGUUCACUGUUCAUGUUCCAUAUGUACAUGUUCCGUUUGCUGACCGCAAAAACCUCCAAGCUUGUUCUCCUUUUGAAAUGAUGAAUCAGUGCCCUCAGUUCGUAGUAGGUACACUACUCCCGAUUAUGUGAUCGCCUCUAACAGCAUUCCUCAAAUCUGUCAAAUUUCCUCCUAGUUGACCGUUGAUGUCCUGAAAUGAAAUUUUUAAAAUCAGGAAGUUAAAGGGGCAGUGAGCGAUUCUGGAGAAAGCGUGCUUCUCUCUUUGCUGCUGUUGUGAUUUUCCUGCGAACCCGGGACCUCGGGUACGGGAGACCGACGCACGACUAGGCCGAAAUGUGUUUCUCUUUGAGCCGAAAACAUUUUUUUUUUUGGCACGCACACAGAACCGACACUGAGUGGACCGACGGAUGAGGGCGAUUUUUACAAAACGCGUUUCGCUUUUGAAUCGCUUACUGCCCCUUAAGUUCUUCUCUGUGGUCUGUUAACUAAAUCACAAAUUUGAAACCAAAAUUCAAACUCCUGUGUGACGCACAAUGCAUGUCAAAACCUUCAUGAGUGUUUAUUUCAUGUCUUACCCACACUGGAGGAAUAGUCAACCGAGCAAAGCAGGAAUCUGUGGGGAAAAGUAGAUCCAUUUACCAGCACAGUGAGGUCUGACCGACCUUUACAAUCUUUACUGGUGCAUGAUUAUGUUUGAAUAUAUGGUAUAUGUCUUGUGGACUGUACAAGCCCAGCACAUCUCAAAAGCACAUUAGACACCGAUGGUGUGCCUCAUGCUCUGUGUCAAACUUCCUGGAGACACAUGACUUUUUGUUCUUGCAAUUUUUCAUGACUGCAGUCUAAAAAAAACGGUGCUUCUACAUCUCUUUGGAGCUUCCCCAACACGUUUUUACACUCCCUGUUUUUACCUGAUGUUUAAUAGAUGUCUUUCAGUCUGCACUAUUCGAUCAUACGUGUGUACGUAUGUGUGACAUUAUUGUAACAAUUUGUCCUGUAUGUUACAACCACAAAGACACUGUACUGUACAGGACAUAUGCAUAUUAUGCACAUGUCAAUGUUUUUACACAUUGGGCCGAUGCAGCACACUUAGACUGUGUCAUUGCUGCAACAGUGGCUUUAUUUGAUGGUUUGUUCUUUGUGUUUGUUUGAAACACACAUUGGUGUUCCACUACUUUUGUUCUUUAAUCAUUCAUCUUAACAUGUGAGCAUAUAAUCACGGUAUCCCAGGGCACAGGAAAAUGACGUGUGCUCUUCCAUCGCGAUAAAUCAAACAGGAGGUGUCAGAAGCACCCUUCACCUUAAAGCUCUUAAUGUGUAAGAGUAGCUGAAGAAUGAGAAAGAAUGUCUGUGUCCAUCAACAUGGACUCAUCUGGCUUGCACUAACCUUGGAAAAUGAAGGAUUUGAUUACAAAUUUCAUAUUCAUUCUGGAACAAGUGAAUAUUUUUUCCACACUAAACAAGUGGAAGAGCUGCACAGAGCUACGUAAACUGAUAAUACCUAUACACUAUGAAAUACCCGUCAGUGAGAGAUGGUACAGAAAGGAAGUUGUAUUAAUUCCAGUCAAUAUUGUUUUGUUUUUGAUUAUAAAAUAACCAUGUGAGUUUAGAGCCAAACGACAGAUUCACUAUUAAGCACGUCUCAUCUCUGCAUGUGGGGUCAUUCACAAACAGACAGUGGAAAUGACCUCACAUGAACAAGACCUCGAUGUACAGUUGUAAAGUGAGCAUAUUUGUCUUUUUUUGUAAUCGUUUCAGCCUGUGUGCCGUGCUCCGUCCCAAUGCUGACCCAUGUUCCAACUGCACCGUGGCAGCUCCUCAGUACUCGCAUAGAGCUGGAAUGUCCUGGUUCUGAGGCUAGCUUUCCUUUUUAUGGUUCUGACGGAUGUUUGCAACAUGUCUCAACUCUGGACAAUCUAAUGGGAGAUUGACAAAGAAAACAAAGAUAGAUAUGGAUAUGCAUAUUUGUGUUUGCCUGGUCCUGUUUUCUAUCAAAACUCCUUUAUCAACACAGUGUAUCUCAUAUGCCCUCUUUUACAAAGAAGUAACUUCUUCAUGAACAACACUUUGUCAACCUGUCCAGUUAUUCUGUGCAGCAGGUUUCCAUGUACGGUCUGUGUCUCAACAGACUGUACAUGGAAACCUGACAACAGUACAAUGAUAAUGUUUCCAUUAGCUCAUAACAGGAACGUCAGUGUUGCCACAUACGCUGGCCCCUAAAGGCAGGACAACGAAGCGAAACAGACUCUACACUACAUUGUGCCAUGAGUCUUUGUAAUCGACAAAUAUGUGCUCAUUUUUAAUCUUUUGAUACAGAUUUUGUAACUUAUUUCAAAUUAUCAUUGGCCCAAACGUGAUAACCCUGAUUACACAAUGCAAUUGCAGGUCACUCCAUGUACCUCUUUUAAUAUUUCCAGAGGGAUACAAGCUGUUUAGUAGUGGGCUUUAGAGGGGUUGGUUGAUGUUGAUUGAUGCUCCUCAUCUCACUCAGUAAAAGGAAGAGCAAAAUGUUCCGUCAACCACUAUUGGUGCAAUAUGGGGAAAAGUAGUAUCAAUACAAUACACAACAUUUCUACAAAAUCCCUUAAAACAAAUUGAUUCCGGGCACAAUCGGAAAGACGUACAACCAGUGAGAGCAAUGAAUCAUGUGACGUCUGCUGAGCGACUGAAGAGGAGAUGAUGUGAUGAGGAUUCCACCAUGAAUGUGAGUCAGUGUUGCUGUUUUUUGCAGGAGAAAUGUGAAAAUAUCAGGUACUUUUAGUCGAAAGCUCGUUCAUCAGCGACCGCCUUGGUUGUUUACAAAAUUCGCUUGGCCAACAAUAAACUUCCCUGGAAAAUAAAAGAGAAAAUUAUCUCUCAGAAUCCAAUGUUUCAGCUUUAUGCAGUACCUCUUCCCUUUUCAGCAAACUCUUCCUUCGUACCUGACCUGGGGUGACCCUGAACAGUUGUCAAGAUAUUUGCUGUACUCUAUUUGACCAAAGCACAUGGGACCUGGGGGUCAAAGUUCGAUUUCAAGGGGUCAACCACAGCCAAACACACCUCUUCUCAGCCCUCACCACUGUGAUCUCACUUUUCUUUUUUAUAUGUUUUUCUGUAUAAAUAUAUAUUUGAUGGUAUACCUGUGAAUUUGAAAUAUUUGUUAUACUGUUGUUGGUUUAUUUUGUAAAAAAAGAGAAGAAAAUAAGAAAUAAAUAAACAUAAGAAAACAAAGCAAACUGGGAUUGUAGAUUUCAAUUAAAAAACUGGUCACACCAGUUCAAACCCACCAGUAUUCAGUCGUGAUUGCUUCCUUAUAACAUGAUUAUGCAGUAGUUAUCACAUUCUUUCGUCACUACCAUGCACUCAUGGGUCAGAUGACACCCAUCUUUGAGUUGGCUCUCAUCUAGACACCUGUUGUAUGUCGGCAUCUUGCAUACACUAUCACAAUGUCAAAAUCUGUCCUCAAAAACCACAGACACUGGGUUUUCUGCAGGACUACAUUAUGGUGGCCCAUAUAAAUGCAGGCAAUAUACUAAUUUGCCAUGGUGACACACAGACUCACAAAGUGAAAACAAUACGUCCUGCUGCCAUGGCUGUUUAGAAAAAGGAUUGCAUGAACUGACUUAAACAAAUGCUCCCAAAGAUGUACAAAUAUAACCAUUCUUUAAAUAGUCUUUAAAACUCCACAAUACAAGGAUGCAUAUUCAAUUCUACACUGUAUAUUUUCUGAACAACAGUAAGUUCAAAACCCCUGUAAAUCUGUAAAACACCUACACGUAAAAGUGAUAAAGUAGAGAAUCUGCCAUGUUUUUAGAAGAUUUGUAUUUGUAUUACAUCAAAUACAUCAUGUUACAACCUUGGCCAGGAGGGGAGGUCAUCAGGUAGUACUCUGGCUGCUGCCCAAUUGUCAAUUUUGCUUAGGAAGGUUCAUAACUGAGUGAUAUGAUCCAGAAGUAUUUCUCUAAACUCUCUAAAUGCGUAGGAAAGGUGCUUCAAUGCUUCCUCUCCUUUCUCCUUUAGCAUAGUGAGCACUGGACCUUCCUGUGUGAUAUUUAAUGUGACGCGCCAUGCACAAGCUAAAGCGAUAAAAUCCGAAGUAGAAGAGUAUGAAUAUGACCCAAAAGAGAGACACAUGUCAUCAUGUAAGUUACUGUUACAUAUGAAUCAUAACAUCUGAUGUUACACGGUGUCAUGGUGAUAAAUACGAGUGGACAGGAGUGAGAGCAAACAUCCUCAAUGUCACAACCUUUUCUUUUUAGUCUCGUAGUAUAUAUUAUUGUUUUUAUUUCAAUUCCAACCUUGGUAAUUAAGUAUUUUUCACAGUGUUGUCCGUGUUUAGCCUGCAUUGAUCACCAUAACCCUUAAGCUAAGUGGCCUAUAAGAGGCUUUUUGUAGUCCAAUGUUUAGAGAUGUCUAGUUUCACCACGGCAGACGCACGUAAAUAACAUCCACCGUCAGAUAAUUACAUAGUUUAAGUGAAGUCGGAUUCUCUGAGUAGCUCUUUGGGAUUUUUCCCUAGUCCUAUGAAUCCUCCUUUGCACAUUUUCACCUCAUGACGAUUUCCAUUGAGGUUAAGGAAAAGUGGUUAGGAAAAGGCAAAAGGAAGGUCUUUCUAAAUCAACCCCCUAUCUUUCAACCAUCAUCCACAUUCCUCUCCAGCUUCUAGGUGAGUAGUGGUGGCCCUCUCAACUCCACUGUCCCUCUCCACCAGGGUUCGAGCUGGUGUCCUCAUCUUUGUGCCAGAGCCAACAGGAGGCUCUUUCCACUGCUUCCCACAACCUUUGGGCAGCUCUUUUGCACUUGUGGCUCUUCACGCAUACCUUUGUCAUCAGAUUCGACACAGACUGGUCUUGGAAUCUAGUGAAAAUGAUCUCUGAUAUUUCCAAUCUUCAGGAUAAAGAAUAUCAAUUUUCUCAGUUCUGGGCCCAAUCCUCUUGUCUCUGUACACCAGGUCACCAGGCUCUAUCAUUCACUCACAUGGCGUUCCUACCAUAGCUACGCAGAUGACACCCAACUCAUGUGGUCCUUUCCACAAUCAGAACCCCAGGUGACAGCACCAAUCUCUGCUGGACUUCGAUGCACCACCUGAAGCUCAAUCUGGACCAGACCAAGAUGCUCUUCCUCCCAGGGAAGGCGUCUCCCAUCAACGACCUCUCCAUCACCAUGGAGACUCUCUGGUGAUGAACCUGGGUGUGACACUGGACAAGCAGCUGUCCUUCACUUCCAACAUGGCAGUGACGACCUGCUCCUGCAGAUUCAUCCUCCACAACAUCCCAAGGAUUUGUCCGUUCCUCACCGAGAAGGCGACGCAGGUAUUGGUGCAGGCUCUUGUCAUCUCACGCCUGGACUACUGCAACUUCGUCGCAGAAUGAAAACUCACCUGUUCAGACUGCACCUUACUCUCUGAAUGAUUAAUAACGAAGCCUGUGCAAUGACGUAGCUUCCUCACAUCCAAUGACUGAGCAGCGUUUCAUUGACAUUUUCUCUUGUUGUUGAUAGCUCAGCAACGGAAUAACGGGUGGGCCGUGUCGGCGGUGACUGUGUAGCUGUGACAUCACAUUUCUGCAGAAGUCCUGACGCCUUGUAAAAAAAAGCAGCUGCUGAACGCAGGCUGUGUGUGUUUGUCUGUUUAUUGACCAUUUUGACACGGUACUUACAGACCGUUUAAAGGGCCCAUAUUAUGCUCCAGGCACCUUUUCAACCUGCCUCCACGUAUAUUUGGUUAUCUGGGGUGUCUGCCAGCCCAAGGAGAAUGAAAAGAAAACAAUGAGUCGUUGAUUUGUAGUUUGGGUUGGCCGUGCAGACGGUCUGUAAACGAGCCAUUCACAGCCCGGGCAUCAAGUGACGUAAGUUGACUCCUGCAACCGGGGCAACCACUCACCCAACCUGAGCAGCACGUCCCCCCUUGGAGUGCGGAAAACAGAUCGCGUCUACGCCAUCAUUUUCUCCCCGCAAGCGAACGACGACCGCAGGCAUGGCCAAAAGAUAUA
This is a messenger RNA of Scophthalmus maximus (turbot), 12614 nucleotides long. Its product is annotated as ephrin type-B receptor 2-like. NCBI's taxonomy places the organism in Eukaryota, Metazoa, Chordata, Actinopteri, Pleuronectiformes, Scophthalmidae. Gene Ontology annotation, cellular component: neuron projection; plasma membrane. Gene Ontology annotation, biological process: central nervous system projection neuron axonogenesis; protein phosphorylation; axon guidance. The coding region runs from base 337 to 3339 and encodes 1000 amino acids. The transcript has 17 exons. The record is from RefSeq and is a predicted model, not a curated record. Gene Ontology annotation, molecular function: transmembrane-ephrin receptor activity; ATP binding; protein binding.